GCUCAACCCUGUCUAGCUCCCGAGAUCAGAUGAGAUCGGGUGUGCUCGGUGGUAUGGCCGUAAGCCGUACCACUGAAAAACAGCAGCUCUCUGCAGUUGCUUGUGGACAGUCAUGGCUAAGACAAAGAAGCUCAGUGAGGACCUCCGGCUGUGCUUUGUGGCUGCUCACAAGGAAAGGGAUACAAGGCCUUAUCUAAAUAUUCUCAAGCUCUAGUGGCUACAGCAUAAAGUGUUAUUAAAAAAUACAAGAUGGCCACACCUGUGCUGGCCAGAUAAGAUAGUGAAAGAGGUGAAAAAGAAUCCAAGGUCCACCACUAAGGCCAUGCUGGGGAAUCUGGGCUCUGUUGGUGGCAGACAGUCCAACGGAUACUGCACACUGUUGGGUUCCACGGAUGCAGACUGAGGAGGACGCCAAUGCUCAUCUGGAUAAGGAAGAAGAUUUCUGGUCUUCUGUGUUAAAUGAAUCAAAAAUUGAAUUGUUUGAUCACAAUGAUGUUUCCUUCAUUAGGUGAAGGGAGAAGCCUUCAACCUUGAGAACAUCCCCUACUGUCAAACAUGGUGGUGGGAACCUAAUGCUUUGGGGAUGUUUUUCAGCCAAUGGACCAGGGAGUGUAAUCACAGUGAACGGCACCAUGAAAAAAAGAGCAACACAACUCUGAAUGAAUCAGGCAGUCUGCAGAGAAACUUGGCCUUGGGCACCGGCGAACAUUUCAGCACGACAACGACCCAAAACACAGCAAAAGUGGUGAAGAAAUGGUUGGCAGACAAAAACAUUAACAUUUUGCAGCGGCCUAGCCAGAGUCCUGACUUGAAUUAAGAAUCUGUGGAGGGAGCUAAAGGGUCUUAGGCCCUCCAACCUGAAAGAGUUGGAGCUCAUUGCUAAAGAUGAAUGGAUGAAAAUACCUGUGGAGACGUGCAAAAAAAGCUGUUCUGCAAUUAUAGGAAGCUUUUGAUUGAUGUAAUAGCCAAUAAAGGCUUUUCUAUUGAUUAUUGAGAAUGGUAUGAAUAACUUUGAACGUAACACUUUUUGCUCAAAUCCUCUUGUGCAACGUCUUAUCUUUGGGAGACGCCCAUGUCAUGUCCGGUCAAAAAAAGCCAACUCGCUGGUUAAAUAAAAGCAACUUUAAGUCAAAAUGUGCAGAGGUAUGAAUAAUUAUGGGCUUGACUGAAGCUGUUCUACACCAGGCAUGAAAUCAGAACCUGUAUAUAUUUUGUCCACACAAACAGACACUGCAUUCUCUUUCAGUGGGAUUUUGAAUGUUCACCCUAGCCUGCUGCCGAGAUGGCGAGGUCCAGCUCCUAUCUUCCACACCAUCUUACAUGGUGACAGUGUGACAGGAGUCUCCAUCAUCCAGAUCCGACCUCACAGGUUCGAUGUGGGGCCUAUUCUCAACCAGCAACUCUAUCAGGUCCCUGAGAAUUGCACUGCUGAUGAGCUGGGAGGCACUCUAGCCACAAUGGGAGCACAUCUCCUGAUUAACACAUUGAUGUCACUGUCUGAGAGGAUGGAAAAUCAAAGGGAACAAGGACAAACUGGUGCAACAUUUGCCCCAAAAAUCAAGAUGUCCAUGAGCUGGAUUGUGUGGGAGGAACAGACUUGUGACCAAAUUGACCGUCUGUAUCGUGCAGUCGGGUCCCGGAUCCCUUUGAGGACUAUGUGGAUGAACAGAACAAUAAAACUUCUGGAUUUUGCUGGAAAAUGUCAUGUGUCAUUAUCAGGUAAACAGACGGUAUGAGUGUUUGUGACGUUGGUGGAGUUUUAAAUGAAUG
Neolamprologus brichardi is the source of this 1770-nucleotide messenger RNA. The record is from RefSeq and is a predicted model, not a curated record. Lineage: Eukaryota; Metazoa; Chordata; Actinopteri; Cichliformes; Cichlidae.